AUGAACCAAGAAUCUUUAGAAACUAUCAUUGAGAGAUUGUAAUUUCUUAAUUAGAUUACUUAAUAGACAGAGAGAUAGAUAGGCAAUCACGGAUAAAAUGAAUUAAAGAAAUUAAUUAUUUGAAAAAGCUAAUCAAAAUUAUUAAUCUAACAAUCAAAGAGAAUUAGAAACUAUUAAAAUAGCAAAGUAACAUUUAUUUAAUAUAUUCCUAAGUAAAUAAGCUUAAUCAAGAGAUUUAGAAUUUAGAUAAUAUAUUAUUUAAUUGUUUAAGACUUAUGAUGAAGGAAAUAAAUAAAUGAAAUUAGUAAUACAAUAAACUAUUAAUCAAAAAAUUAACUAUAAUGAAUUUUUAAUUAAGAACUUCCCUCAAGAAAAUUCAAAAGAAAAAAAAGAAUUAUAAGAAGAAAAUUUAAAAUUAAGAUAAGAAAUGGAAGUUUAUAUUUUAUUAUUUAAUUUAAGUUAUAUCUCUCUAAAGUAAAUAUUCUAGCUCAAGAAGCAAUUCCUCAAAUUGAAAUUAAGGAUUAAGAAUUCUAAGAAACUCAGUAAAUAGAAUAAUACUUAGGAGGUCAUAUAGAAACUAAUAUUCAAAAUUAAUAAUAAAUUCAAAUUCCUAAUAAUUCAACUAAUUAAUCAUUAUAAAAUACAAAAUAAAAAUUUGGACCUGAAAAUUAAAAUAAUUAGGAGUUGAAAUUAAAUAAAACUUAAAAAAAAUAAGAAAUAGAUCUUCUUUAAUCAUUUUUAAUGCCAUAAAAAGGAAGAAUUUGA
This is a messenger RNA of Paramecium sonneborni, 765 nucleotides long. The record is from the annotation of a GenBank genome assembly. NCBI's taxonomy places the organism in Eukaryota, Ciliophora, Oligohymenophorea, Peniculida, Parameciidae.